GGUGUUGCUUUUUGUACUGUAGAUUAAUUUAAAAAAAAAAAAAAUCAAAAGUGUUGACAAAGUGUCGAAGGAUAGAGGUAAAAAGUCAAGGGCGGCUGGUAAGAAAAGUAGGGGGGAGGAGCAUUCGACGGGCAAAUAUUGCAUGCAACAGUCUCCAUUAUUUAUAUUAUUAUAUUGUAUAUGUUCUGCCUAUAUAUACUCCACCAUUCCCCACAACAAAACCAACCCCCCCCCCCCCCCCCCCCGGCGAAAGGUCGAAAACUAAAGAGACGCGCAGAGGAGAGAGAGAGAGAGAGAUGGUUGGGCCGGGGCGUCCUCAGUUCGUGCUAUUUGGUUCAUCAAUAGUACAGUUCAGCUACAGCAACGAAGGUUGGGGAGCCACACUAGCUGACAUCUACGCUCGCAAGGCAGAUAUAUUGUUGCGAGGAUAUGCUGGAUGGAAUUCAAGGCGUGCACUCGAAGUUCUAGACCAAGUUUUUCCGAAGGAUGCCGCAGUACAGCCUUCAUUAGUGAUAGUGUAUUUUGGUGGCAAUGAUUCAAUGAAGCCGCAUCCAAGUGGCCUAGGCCCUCAUGUGCCCCUUCCGGAAUACAUUGAAAAUAUGAGGAAAAUUGCUCUGCAUUUGAAGAGCCUGUCAGAGAAGACCCGCAUUAUCUUUCUUAGUACUCCUCCUGUCAAUGAGGCACAGAUCCGCAAAUUCUGGGGUCAAUUCAAUGAUAUGGGCCGCACAAAUGAGGCCUGCCAGAGAUAUUCAGAAGCUUGUAUAGUUCUAUGCCAGGAGAUGGGCGUGAAGGCUGUUGAUCUUUGCACUGAAUUUCAGAAAAGGGAUGGUUGGCUAACUUCUUGCUUUACGGAUGGGAUCCAUUUGUCGUCUGAGGGAAGCAAGAUAGUUGUGGAGGAGAUACUGAAGGUCCUCAAAGAAGCUGACUGGGUACCAAGUCUGCACUGGAGGUCACUGCCAACUGAAUUUGCUGAAGAUUCGCCCUACCAUCCAGUUGGCCCCAAUGGGAAAGAAAAGACGGAAAAACUAAAAGACCACUUCCAUCCAAGAUUUUGAAGAUCUCAGAGAUUAUUCCUAUAUUUUCACUCCAAUACCAGAUUCAUGACCCAAAUUAGCCAAGUGAUCUGCAAAAAAUCCCCAGAGACUAGACUACAGCUCUAGUUUCUCGGGGAAGAAAAAUAACUGUCUAAAUUCCCUGGCGUAGAUCUGCCUCCCAGUUUAGACAGCUUCUUUAUAUUUUGAAUUAUUUCAUUUCUAAAAGCAAUUUGGUCAUUCUAUGAGAGUUUGUGAGCUUGGAUUUUGGUUCUUAAAUUUAAAUUUAUUUGUGUUGAUUUGAAUAAAUUGCAAAACAAAAACAUAUUAAGUUUUGGCCAAAA
Molecule: messenger RNA, 1375 nt
Organism: Malania oleifera
Lineage: Eukaryota; Viridiplantae; Streptophyta; Magnoliopsida; Santalales; Ximeniaceae
Product: GDSL esterase/lipase CPRD49-like
Exons: 7
Coding region: 297-1055 (252 amino acids)
Source: RefSeq, a predicted model, not a curated record